GUGUAAUGCAACAUGUAAUGCAACCAAUGUGGACAGAUGUUGCACGUUGCAGCUCUUGUUGCAAAACGUGUUCGCUCGCGAUCCGAUCAUUGUCGGUUUUUGGCGCGCCAUCAAAGGAAAUUUCAGUUGCAGUGUGGACGGCGUUUAUCGUGCAUGUGCAUUCGUACAAACUAUAUAUCCGCGCAUUUGAAAGAUGGACGAUUGGGACGAGGAAAAAGUGCUUCUCCUUAUUCAACUGUAUCGGGAAAAAGAAAACAUAUGGAAUCCCCGAAAUGAAAAUUAUAAGAAAACGCAUUUAAAGGUAGAUACCUGGAAUGAAAUUGGAGACGCUCUCGCCAGUACGGGCGAAAUUUGCAAAAAAAAAGAUGACAAGCGUUUUAUCGUCGUACAGACGUGAGAAAGCGAAAGAAACAAAUACACAUGGUACUGGAAAAGGUUCAGCGGAAGUAUACAAAAGCAGAUGGUUUGCGUAUGAUGCUCUGGCCUUUCUGAAUGAAAGAAACCAACCGCGAAAACGAUCUAAUACCGUCAUUGAUGAUGAAAAAAACGUAAACGAAACAUCGGCGGAGGGAAAGGUCGAUCAAGCAGAACCACGUUCUGCACCAAUACCACCCAAGAAGAAACGACCCACCGACCAAAAACUGGACUUAUUGAAGCAAUCAUACGGAAUAUUAAAAGCGGCCUCAGACAACGUUAAUUCACUUUCUAAUCAAAUGAGUAUUCAGAAUGAAGAGGUUCGGUAUUUUUGUGGAUUCAUUGGAAAUAAAAUGUCUAAAUAUUCAGACAUAACUAGAGCUUCAGUUCAACAUGCAAUUCACAAUAUCAUUUUUCAAGCUGACCGUGGGUUCUAUGAGGCCACCUAUACCGGAAACAUGCACUACAUGGGACCAUCUACAUCAACUACUUCAUUUGCACAACACAUACCAAAUACAUAUUCGAAUAACACGAAUUCAUUCUUUAAUCAACUACAGUCAGGACAAAUUCCCGGGCAGCAUUCUUCCACACUUCCGACACCGACAGCUGAAGUCCCCACACCAUCUCCAUGUUCAUCUUCAGUACAUUCAUACACUCAGAUCUCUGAAGAAACAUCACAAUCUGAAGAACCUCAGUUUGAAGAUUUACUCUAA
Molecule: messenger RNA, 1127 nt
Organism: Photinus pyralis (common eastern firefly)
Lineage: Eukaryota; Metazoa; Arthropoda; Insecta; Coleoptera; Lampyridae
Exons: 3
Coding region: 315-1127 (270 amino acids)
Source: RefSeq, a predicted model, not a curated record